AUGGCCUCAAUUCCCGCCAACCGACCAUAUACCUCGCGAUUAGCGCCGGAAAGUGCCGCCGCCGCCGCAUCACCACAAAAACAAACCUUGUAUUCCUCGUCAUCCUCCAACAUAGUCGUCUCCGAUUCGCCCUCACACUACUCGUCCUUCUCCAGCUCCGAUAGCGAUGGGCCGACGCCCCACUCGAUCGAAGUCACAGACGAAGACGCCGCCGGCGAUGUGGUGGGGGUGAGCAUUGGGCGCGAACAGAGCCGCAUGAAGGCCCGCGCGACACCACUGGAAGAGAAGAACCGUGUGCUGGAACACCAAGACGGUUAUUUCGCGACAAUCCCAGAUACCGCGGACGAGGGCGGGUUAUUUGUGUCGGAGCUCACGACCGAGCCCGACUCCGUCGAUCCAAAGGCCAAGGAGCCGCGCGAGGGCACAUAUGGCGAAAAGGAGCGUGCCACCUACCCCUCCGUGCAGUAUAUACAGCCCCAGCAGCACCUGGCACAUGGCCCGCGCAGUGAUCUUUUCGCCGCGGCUUCGGAGAAGGCCCCGCCGAAAGACGCGGUCAUGAGCCAGCGGUCCGGGUUUGUCGGGUCGCUGUUGAAAAACACACUGCCUCGUCGCCCGCGUGCCUGGUCCGGCGAGCUGAAGAGGUUUCUGCCAGACCUUACUGCCCUAAGGAAACGCCGUUCGCUCUCGUUCCGCGUCCCCAAUGGCCAGAAUAGAAUCCGUAGCCAGACAGUUGCUCCCGCAGCUAAGAAUUCGGGUGUGCCGAAGCGGACUUCGUCGUUAGUGGAUCGGCGGCGCCCGCCCUCAUCCCUUGCACUGGAUAGCUUCAGCAAUGAUGACGACGAGUCCGCGCAGCCGAUCCCGGAACUGCGCGCGCCGGAUGGAACCUCGGCUGCGAAGCAUUCGUUUGCCAGGCGGCCUAGCACGGCGAUGCCGGGCCGACCACCGAGUCUCCGACGAUCCUCGUCGGAUCAGUCAUUGUACCUGCGCGCGUCGUCUACGGCGUCGUCUUUAGAGCAGCGCCCGCUCUAUGAGAAUGUGCAUUCGCAGGUGAAUAGCAGGUUCAAGGCUAUCAAGGAUAGUCUCCAGGAUUCUAGUAGUAGGCUGCUUAGCAUGCCGACUCUGCAUCUGCAGGAUAUGCGGCCAGAUUGGGGCUCUCGCCAGUUUUUGCCGGAUAUUGGAAACGGUUCCAGCACUGGUGACACUACUGGCUCUGACAGAGGUUUACCAUCACAGCGGACUGCAAGCCCGCCGCCUCCCCCUCUGCGAAACAACCCGAAACCUUCCCAUCCUAUUCUGAAUGAAGCAAUGGAUGAACUCACAGGCGAUGUCGUGAUUCUGGGCGGAUACCGAGGGUCCAUUCUGCGGUCUGCCAAACCACCCCAUAGACAGCUUUGGGUGCCGAUGAAAGUCGGCCUGAAUCUCCGCAAAGUGGACUUGGAAGUCGGUCUGGACCCAGAAGACGAGGAACGCAUGGAAGAAACGAUCAUUCCAUCAGGCGUCCUCUCCCAUGUCGGACCAGUCGACGUCUGCCGGCGCUUAAUGAAGCGUCUCCGCAAGAGCGACAACGCCUUGCGCGGCGACUUGCGCGUCCACGACUACGGCUACGACUGGCGACUCAGCCCAGAGCUUCUCUCGCGCCGCCUCAUCACCUUCCUAGAGAGCCUCCCUUGUAACCAGCAAUCAUCCUCCGGCGAGCCUCGCCGCGGCGCAACAGUCAUCGCCCACAGCCUAGGUGGCCUGAUAACCCGGCACGCAGUCAACGAACGCCCAGACCUCUUCGCCGGCGUCGUCUAUGCCGGCGUCCCCCAGCACUGCGUGAACAUCCUCGGGCCGCUCCGUAACGGCGAUGACGUCCUCCUCAGCUCGCGCGUCCUCACAGCACAAGUAAAUUUCACCUUCCGCACCAGCUUCGCCCUCCUCCCUGAGGACGGCCACUGCUUCAUAGACAAGCAAAGCAAGAAAGAAUUCCGCAUCGACUUCUUCGACCCCAAAACCUGGGAAGAGCACCGCCUCUCACCUUGCAUCGGCCCUGCCCUCCCAGUCUCCUCAACAUCAACGGUAACCAACGCCCUUGGCCUAAAAGACCUCCCCAUCAUCGGCAAGCGUUUCUCCAUGCCCCCACCCCAAGACUCCGACGACUCCCCAGACGACGACCAAAACCCCCACCACACACCUAACCCAGCCGCCUACGCCGCCUACGCCGCCGAAAAAGCCCACAGCCCCCACAACCCAGCCGACGGCAUCGUCGGGCCCGUCGCACACCCGCGUGGCAGCGCCGGCACCACAAAAGCAGCCACAACAUCAACUAUCCCGCGCGCCGCGGCAAUGGCCUAUCUAACCCGCACGCUCGCCGAAACCAAGCGCUUCAAGUCCAAUCUCGCUUUCCGGCCCGCCCACCACGCAGAAAACAGAUACCCGCCUGCAGCCGUGCUGUACGGCAAGACCGUGCCGACGGUGUACGGGGCGCGGGUGGCUUCCGCGGAGUGCAUGAAGCAGGUUGAUGCGUAUGACGACUUGGCGUUUGCGGCGGGCGACGGCGUUUGUCUCGCUAGUGCUGCUAUGUUGCCGCCUGGGUAUCGGAUUAUUAAGGGGGGUUUGGUAAAGAGCGAUCGGGGACAUGUUGGGUUGCUUGGGGAUUUGGAGGGGGUUGGGCAGUGUUUGAGGGCUGUUGCUAGGGGACGGAGGGAGGGGGUUGGGCUUGGAGAGAAGGUUUUGUGA
Messenger RNA from Penicillium soppii, 2718 nucleotides. RefSeq lists its product as uncharacterized. Bases 1 to 2718 code for a protein of 905 amino acids. Gene Ontology annotation, molecular function: triacylglycerol lipase activity. The record is from RefSeq and is a predicted model, not a curated record. NCBI's taxonomy places the organism in Eukaryota, Fungi, Ascomycota, Eurotiomycetes, Eurotiales, Aspergillaceae. The transcript has a single exon.